GCACGUAUCGUCCAGUUGUCCGGCAAACGAAUUCGUCAGAUUGGAUACAGAUGCGAGUCUUUAGCUUAUGCCCGUGCAUUCGAAUUGAUGGGCAAGCAAUACCUAGAUAUGAUUUCGCGACACGAUGGACGGGCGAAUGUCAAAAUUCGCGCCUUCCCCAAUAUAUGCCUGCAUUAAUGCGACUGAAUUUUCAAUCUCCUGCUGCAGCUACCGAGGAUAUCAAUCGGCGCUUAGAUAUGAACCCGAAUUUACGCGAGUUCGCUGCUGACGGGGCCACCGACCCGACCACCGAUUUGGGUGCCCAUCGGACCGAGACGAGAGGGGAUAAAUUCGCCAAUUUUUGUUUCGGAUUCGACAGCGGAAGCCGAGUAUCAUCCGCGCGGACCAUUCCGAGGCAUAUAAUACGCGAACAUGGGGUCACGCAAGGCUUUAUCGAGGUUAUUCGUGGUUAUUAGCCUCGCGAUACCGUUUGUUCGGCCGCGGGAUCAAGCGGCGUUAAAGAUACGGAUGGAGAGAGCGAGGGAGGGAGGCAUGCAUCGUGCUGCAGGAAGACGCCAGGCUAGUCAGCAGGGACGGUACACGCGGUUUCCAGCCGGCCAUACGAGGAAGGGAUAUAUGCAUCGAGAGCUUGAGUUGCCGGUGAUACACGAAUGCGUAUGCUCACGUUGUGCACACGGCAACAGAUUGCAAUUCCCAGCUAUGGUCAGUGCUAGA
Punctularia strigosozonata HHB-11173 SS5 is the source of this 714-nucleotide messenger RNA. RefSeq lists its product as uncharacterized. The transcript has 3 exons. NCBI's taxonomy places the organism in Eukaryota, Fungi, Basidiomycota, Agaricomycetes, Corticiales, Punctulariaceae. The record is from RefSeq and is a predicted model, not a curated record. The coding region runs from base 51 to 455 and encodes 134 amino acids.